This is a messenger RNA of Selaginella moellendorffii, 1792 nucleotides long. RefSeq names its product adenine nucleotide transporter BT1, chloroplastic/mitochondrial. NCBI's taxonomy places the organism in Eukaryota, Viridiplantae, Streptophyta, Lycopodiopsida, Selaginellales, Selaginellaceae. The transcript is spliced from 6 exons. Gene Ontology annotation, biological process: transmembrane transport. The coding region runs from base 78 to 1343 and encodes 421 amino acids. The record is from RefSeq and is a predicted model, not a curated record.
UUGUGGUCUCGCCUCGCCCUAGGCGCUGCGCGAGGCAGCGGUGAGCAUGGGUGGGAGCUUGGUGGUUGCACCAGGCAAUGUUUUGCCUUGCGCACGCUAGCGCCGCCACAGGGGAGCUUGUAAAAGGCAGCAUGGAUCGGUCGCUCAAGGCUGGCUCGGCCGAGUUUAGAGGCAUCAAGGUGGAGGUGUGGCAGCAGCAAGGCGCGUGCUUGGAAUGCACCAUGAACUCGGCCCUCGUGGACAAGGUGUUUGCGUCCAUCCGGGUGGAGGAGAAAGGGAUCGACAGUUUUGGCUUGUGGCCCGAGUUUAGGCCCCAGGGCCACGCCACAAAGCUGGUGUUCAAGUGGCUUCCCCUGGAAUCCGAGGCGCUCGCAAACGGGCACGUCUCGUCCUUGAACAAGGACUCUGCUACCGGUCUGAAGCCAGCCAGGCCCGACGCCCCAACCGGCCCAUCAGGGAAGAGGCACGAAGAGCUCAAGAACUUUCUGUGUGGGGGUUUUGCUGGGCUUGUGUCCCGGACGGCCGUGGCUCCGCUGGACCUUAUCAAGACACAUCUCAUCACUUCGCAUGGCGUGCAUGGCUACCACAAGAGUGCCACCGACAUCUUCUGCGAGAUCUGGGAGAGAGACGGCUGGCUGGGCCUUUUUCGAGGAAACGGGGUCAACUGUAUAAGGGUGGCGCCCUGCAAGGCCAUUGAGCUUUGCACGUUUGAGGUUGUUAAAAAGAUGUUGAGCAGCCAAGGCAACCCAUUCUGCGGGGUGGCUGCUCCGGUUGCUGGCGGUGCUGCGGGGAUGGCUGGCACCCUGGCCACGUACCCGCUGGAGCUGAUCAGGACCCGCAUUUCGCUGCAGCCCCACAAGUACACCGGUGCACUUCAGUCUAUCAUGACGGUGGUGAAUGAGGAGGGCUUUUCUGCUCUCUACGCCGGUCUUACGCCUAGCAUUCUUGGAGUGUUCCCCUAUGCUGCCACAAACUACUUCGUCUACGACGGGCUCCGGAGUGCUUAUCACCGUGCAACCGGAAAAAGGCACGUCCCGACGGGUUUAACACUUCUAUUUGGUGCUGUUGCUGCUGCGGCUUCCAGCGCCGUUACUUACCCUCUGGAGGUGGCGCGGAGACAAAUGCAGCUGGGUUCUGUUGCACUUGUGGCGAGGAACAGUACGCUGGACGUUGUAAGGCAGAUCUACGCCGAGGAGGGGUUCCUUGCUUUAUACAGAGGACUUGGGACCACCUGGCUGAAGCUGGUUCCAGCCGCUGGUAUCUCCUUCGUCUGCUACGAGGCUGCACGGAGAGCAUGGGAGCUUGAGGAACAGCGGGCGAUUCAACGUAGACGGAGGAAGUAACGGUGGUAAAUGCGGGAGGACGAUACCCGGACGUUGAGAAGGUGACGAGGAUCACUGGGUGAGCGGUGAGUGCUUAGUAGCUAGUUGCAUGUUCUUGGCUUGAAAGGGAUAUAAAAUUCUUUUACCACUCCUGCCGGAAUGUUACAGGUGGUGGCUGUGUGCAAAUCCAAAGUCGCUUAACUGGCCAAAUUGUUUUCAAAGUUCUUCGCAUGUUUGUGAGUAGCAUCAUUUUCUAAUCUGCUACCCUUUGUUAGGACAGAAUACUUUUCUUCAACAUUCCUGACAUCGUCGUUCAUUCAUUUGUGCCAGGAACAAGAAUGCGAAAUCAGAGGAAGCAUUUGAGCACCAAAAGAAUGUCAAUAGACUAGUUGUCUGUAUCGCCCGGCAAAUGUUGGGUACCAGACUUUGUACUGGAUAUACAGUGUUAAAUGGAUGGUGUGUUUUGAGCU